GACCUCAGUAUUCCAGCUCACCAGACACACUAUUCCAGCUCCUACUGAACGCUCUCUCUCUCUCUCUGGAACCCGACACAGCACUCAAGAACCUUCUGGGCAAGUAAUGAGUUGCAUUCUUUGCGAACUUUGCAGCAGCAACUAGGUUUGAAUAAUUAGAUACCCCCUUCUCUGAAUGAUAAUCUGAUUUUGGGGAGGAUUGCCGGCUAUUAUAGGAACAAGUUUGAGCGUUCCGAGAGUCACGUAUAUUAGUCUAGUUGUGGUAUUUGUUUGAUUUGUUGAAGAUGAGCACCGGUUUUCUAUCUGCCCUUUUUGCAGUUCUGCUGAUCUCAGUUGAGGCACAGCGAUGUCGCUAUUCCGCUGAUAAACUGCCCAGUAAAAUAGUGAAGUACAACAAGUGCCUCUCUAUUGGGUACGAGCCGUCAAUCGAGGGAUGCGUGAAGCAAGAAACGGACAAGAAACUGAGGAGGAAUGACAAAAAGAAGUGUGCAGAGAUGGAGAAGUAUCUGAUGAAGUGUGGGCACACCUGCGAUACUGAUGGAGGGUACAGCGACUUUGGGGAGUGGUCGGAGUGUGAUGCUGAGUGUGACGGAGGUACUCAAGCCAGGACCAGACAAUGUGAUAAUCCUGCACCUGUUGGGAAUGGUGCUGAGUGUCAGGGAGAUAGUUCGGAGAGUCGCGAAUGCAACUUAAACCCUUGUCCAGUGGAUGGAGGGUACAGUGAUUUCGGAGACUGGUCUGAAUGCUCUGCUGAAUGUGAUGGAGGAAUGCAAUCCAGAACUAGGGAAUGUAAUAACCCUGCUCCUCAGCAUGGUGGUGAAGACUGUGAAGGAGAGGAAUCUGAAAGUCAAGAGUGCAACGAACACGACUGUUUAGAGUGCGAAGAUCCCAAUUCCUUCUACAACCAAUGUGGCUCAAGUUGUAAUCAGACUUGUGACGAAUCCUGCGAGGAACCAAUAGUUGUUCACGACAGUCAAUUCGUAUCCGUUAACUUCGAGGGUGAAGAAGAAGAAUGUGUUAAACGGUGUGAAUGUGAUGAUGGAUACGUUCUCCACGAAGGAGAAUGUAUUGAAGAAGCCGUCUGUCCAGUGGAUGGAGGAUACAGUGACUUUGGAGAUUGGUCGGAGUGCUCUGCUGAAUGUGAUGGAGGAAAUCGAACAAGGACCAGACAGUGCAACAACCCUGCUCCCGCUCAUGGUGGUGCAGAGUGUGAAGGAGAGGAAUCUGAAAUAGAAAUUUGCAACGCCCACAACUGUUUAGAGUGUGAAGAUCCAAAUUCCUUCUACAACCAAUGUGGUUCAAGCUGUAAUCAGACCUGUGACGAAUCCUGCGAGGAACCAAUAGUUGUUCACGACAAUCAAUUCGUAUCUUUCAACUUCGGGGGUGAAGAAGAAGAAUGUGUUAAACGGUGUGAAUGUGAUGAUGGAUACGUUCUCCACGAAGGAGAAUGUAUUGAAGAAGCCGUCUGUCCAGUGGAUGGAGGAUACAGUGACUUUGGAGAUUGGUCGGAGUGCUCUGCUGAGUGUGAUGGAGGAAAUAGAACAAGGACCAGACAGUGCAACAACCCUGCUCCCGCUCAUGGCGGUGCAGAGUGCGAAGGAGAGGAUUCUGAAAUAGAAAUUUGCAACGCCCAGGACUGUUUAGAGUGUGAAGAUCCAAAUUCCUUCUACAACCAAUGUGGUUCAAGUUGUAAUCAGACUUGUGACAAAUCCUGCGAGGAACCAAUAGUUGUUCACGACAGUCAAUUCGUAUCUUUCAACUUCGGGGGUGAAGAAGAGGAAUGUGUUAAACGGUGUGAAUGUGAUGAUGGAUACGUUCUCCAUGAAGGAGAAUGUAUUGAAGAAGCCUUCUGUCCAGUGGAUGGAGGAUACAGUGACUUUGGAGAUUGGUCCGAGUGCUCUGCUGAGUGUGAUGGAGGAAAUAGAACAAGGACCAGACAGUGCAACAACCCUGCUCCCGCUCAUGGUGGUGCAGAGUGUGAAGGAGAGGAAUCUGAAAUUGAAAUUUGCAACGCCCACGACUGUUUAGAGUGUGAAGACCCAAAUUCCUUCUACAACCAAUGUGGUUCAAGCUGUAAUCAGACUUGUGACGAAUCCUGCGAGGAACCAAUAGUUGUUCACGACAGUCAAUUCGUAUCUUUCAACUUCGGGGGUGAAGAAGAAGAAUGUGUUAAACGAUGUGAAUGUGAUGAUGGAUACGUUCUCCACGAAGGAGAAUGUAUUGAAGAAGCCUUCUGCCCAGUUCACGGAGGGUACAGUGAUUUCGAAGAUUGGUCCGAAUGCUCUGCUGAAUGUGACGGAGGAAUGCAAUCCAGAACUAGGGAAUGUAAUAACCCUGCUCCUCAGCAUGGUGGUGAAGACUGUGAAGGAGAGGAAUCUGAAUCUAGAGAAUGUAACACAGACCCUUGCCCAGUUCACGGAGGGUACAGUGAUUUCGGAGACUGGUCCGAAUGCUCUGCUGAAUGUGACGGAGGAAUGCAAUCCAGAACUAGGGAAUGUAAUAACCCUGCUCCUCAGCAUGGUGGUGAAGACUGUGAAGGAGAGGAAUCUGAAUCUAGAGAAUGUAACACAGACCCUUGCCCAGUUCACGGAGGGUACAGUGAUUUCGGAGAUUGGUCCGAAUGCUCUGCUGGAUGUGACGGAGGAAUGCAAUCCAGAACUAGGGAAUGUAACAACCCUGCUCCUCAGCAUGGUGGUGAAGACUGUGAAGGAGAGGCUUCUGAAUCUAGAGAAUGUAACACAGACCCUUGCCCAGUUCACGGAGGAUACAGUGAUUUCGGAGACUGGUCUGAAUGCUCUGCUAAAUGUGAUGGAGGAAUGGAAACCAGAACUAGGGAAUGUAAUAACCCGGCUCCUCAGCAUGGUGGUGAAGACUGUGAAGGAGAGGCUUCUGAAUCUAGACAGUGUAACACUGACCCUUGCCCAGUUCACGGAGGGUACAGUGAUUUCGGAGACUGGUCUGAAUGCUCUGCUGAAUGUGAUGGAGGAAUGGAAUCCAGAACUAGGGAAUGUAAUAACCCUGCUCCUCAGCAUGGUGGUGAAGACUGUGAAGGAGAGGAAUCUGAAUCUAGAGAGUGUAACACAGACUCUUGCCCAGUUCACGGAGGAUACAGUGAUUUCGGAGACUGGUCUGAAUGCUCUGCUGAAUGUGACGGAGGAAUGCAAUCCAGGAAUAGGGAAUGUAAUAACCCUGCUCCUCAGCAUGGUGGUGAAGACUGUGAAGGAGAGGCUUCUGAAAGUCAAGAGUGCAACACUCAAGCAUGUGCAGUUUCAGCUGUUGACGGGAUGUACGGUGAGUUCGGAGAUUGGUCGGAGUGCGCGGAUGAAUGCGGAGGAACUCAGUCCAGGACCAGAGAAUGUGACAGUCCUGUUCCAGAGAACGGUGGGGCUGAAUGUGAGGGAGAGGCUGAGGAGACUCAAGAUUGUCCUGCUUGCAGACAGCUUACCGCUGUAUACGCUGAGUCAACAGAUCUCCUUAACAUUGCAUCCUCUGGUACUGCUUCACAGUCUAACUCAGCCUACAAAGGAGUUGCUGAGUUGGCUAUAGAUGGAAACACUAAUGGAGAUUUCGAACAGGGCUCAGUUACUCACACUCGAACACCGGGAGAGGAUACGUUCUGGAAACUGGAGUUUGAUACUCCUCGUUAUAUUGAUAAUGUGGUUAUUUGGGGUCGAUCUGACUGUUGUCAGAAAAGAAUAGACGGCGCCAAGUUUAGUAUCGAUAACGUGGGUAUGGGUAAACUCUACGCUUCUAGAAUGCCAGAAGAUAAAAAAAGUUAUGAAGUAAACAGCUUCGCAAAAGAAAUCUUGAUCAAGGGGUCCAAGGGCAAACUCUCCUUGGCCGAAGUUCAGGUAUUCGGACGAGAGUUUGAGUUUAAUAACAUUGCUGAGGAAGCUGAGGUAUCUGGAUCAGGAGAAUCUCAGCAAGAGUUUACCUGGGACAUGCCUCGUCAUAUUAACUCAAUAGUUCUGAACUACAACGAGGACGCUAAAUUUGAUGUUGAAGGAACCAGCGUGUUUGUUGGUGACACCGAGGUCGGACAAGUUGAGGCCGAGGACGAAAAGUUCACUUACAUUUUCGGAGGUAUGGAAGGGAAACAUUCUUCAGUUCGCAUCAUUGGAGACUUACUUAGCCUAGAUAGCGUGGAGAUUUAUGGAGAGUAAAUAAUCAUAUCCUGACGAAGAGGGAGUAUUUACUAGAAUUAAUGGACGGAUAUUUUGUUUACAACAGAAUCGGGUGAAUAUUAAAUACCUGUUAACUCUGGUAACCUGGUAACCUGGUAACCUGGUAACCUGGUAACCUGGUAACCUGGUAACCUGGUAACCUGGUAACCUGGUAACCUGGUAACCUGAUAACCUGGUAACUCUGGUAAUAUGGUAACCUAGUAACCUGGUAAUCUGUUCACUCUGAUAAUCUGGUGGAAGAGUUAAUACACUUAAACUUAAAAGUUAAACACUAGAACUUUAACUUUUAGACACUACUGAAUUUAAGCUCAGCCCUAAUCAAUAUCAAGGAAGAACUUUAGAAUUUAUUUGAAUCUCUGAUAGUGUGUUAGCUGCAUUAAUUGAAUAUCUUGACUAUCGAAUAUGACGUUAAAUACAAUUACUUAAUUCAUUUUUUAUGAAUCAUAGUCAUAAUUACAAAAAAUGUGUUUU
Messenger RNA from Bolinopsis microptera, 4655 nucleotides. RefSeq names its product SCO-spondin-like. Bases 285 to 4163 code for a protein of 1292 amino acids. The record is from RefSeq and is a predicted model, not a curated record. NCBI's taxonomy places the organism in Eukaryota, Metazoa, Ctenophora, Tentaculata, Lobata, Bolinopsidae. The transcript has 21 exons.